Molecule: messenger RNA, 918 nt
Organism: Botrytis fragariae
Lineage: Eukaryota; Fungi; Ascomycota; Leotiomycetes; Helotiales; Sclerotiniaceae
Exons: 2
Coding region: 1-918 (305 amino acids)
Source: RefSeq, a predicted model, not a curated record
AUGCUCUUCCUUAACCCGAGCCACAUCAUGCCAAGCAUGAUUGGACUUCUCUCAUUCCUCUCAGUCACUGUCCCAUUCGUCAACGCGACCCCAAUUGUCUCCAAGGUAGUUUCACUUGCACCUCGCGCCGAUCCUGGAUUUACAUGCCACAUGGCUCCUGAAAACUACUGCACCAUCGGUAUCACUGUAACUCCAUCGAGGAUCGUCGAAGAACAGCCUGAAUAUGGAUUCAUGGAAUCGGGUUUCAAUAUCGACAUGGCCAGCCGUCUUCCAUAUAAGAUUGUCGGAACACUAUCAGCCGGAGAAAGUGCCAUGGAACGCAUUGCAACCAACCCCAGCAUUUGCUAUGCUGGUAGAUGUUGGGGAUCAAAUGAUCCUUGCUGGUACAUUGUCCCUAUCGGCAAUGGAAAAGACCAGUGGCAAAAUGUUUGUGUAUUCCAAUGCAACAAAAUGAAUACCCGCCGAGACAACACAGUUGAGGCCAUUGAUGAAGCAUCAGUUGAUAUUAAGGUUCUUGACGAACCAAUCGAGGCUCGUGAUGGAGAAAUCAUUGAGACUCGUGAUGGAACAAUCGGUCGUCGAGGAGAUCUUUGCCAUCAUGCCGAUCCUGGCUACUGCACCAUUGCCGUCACAGUCACACGUUCAAGACUUGCUGCGGGAAUUACGGAUGAUAUGGUUUACCUUUUUGAUAGUUCUUGCCGUCAAAUUGGAGGCAUGUUUUCGCAUCAAAACAUUAAUAUGGCCAGUCAACUUCCAUAUAAGAUUGUCGGUCACAUGGCAUUUAACAACCAACGUCUUACCGCCUUCCCUGAUUUCUGCUAUGCGGGAAGAUGUACCACUGCGUAUAAUGGUUGCUGGAUUCAUUCCGAUAUUGGCGAUUUUCAAUGGGUCAAUCGUUGUCAAUUCCCCUGCAAUUAA